This is a messenger RNA of Mytilinidion resinicola, 1992 nucleotides long. RefSeq lists its product as uncharacterized. Gene Ontology annotation, biological process: mRNA splicing, via spliceosome. The coding region runs from base 168 to 1847 and encodes 559 amino acids. Gene Ontology annotation, cellular component: nucleus. The record is from RefSeq and is a predicted model, not a curated record. The transcript has 2 exons. Lineage: Eukaryota; Fungi; Ascomycota; Dothideomycetes; Mytilinidiales; Mytilinidiaceae.
UAAUUUAAGAUCCGUGAGGGUGGCUCGUACAUCCUCAUUUCAAUUAUCUACGUACCACUCACAAAUUAUCCAACUGCAUCUACACAUCUUGGCCAUUGCAGCGCGGACCUCACCACCUCCGGCAACGCCACCAAUUCUGCCCACGAACCUCCCUCCACUCCCGCACCAUGAACAACCAGCAGUUUCGCCGCCUGGUGCUCGACACACCAGCCCGAGCCCAAAAUGGCGCCAGCAGCCCACCAAACAGAGCUGGAGCGACGCCCGGCGCAGCGCUGGGCUCGCGGGCCCGCUCCAGCAUUCCCAUGACACCACGCUCCGUCCGAGGCUCCGUCAACAACGAAUUCGCGCGCCAGCUCGCCGAGCGAAACUCAGGCGGCAAGACCCAGAAGAAGUUCCGCUCCUCGGCCGCGCCCAAGGGCUACAAGCUGGCGGCGGGCUAUCGAGACCGUACCAAAGACCGCGUAGAUGACGAAGACGAUGAUAGGGCGAAACGAAUCAAGGCGCUGGACGAGCAGCUGAAGGAGGGGGUGAUUGACCGGCCUACUUACGAGCACAUGGUUGGGGAAAUUACUGGUGGAGAUAUCAGCGCCACACAUUUGGUUAAGGGAUUGGAUCAUAAAUUACUGGAGAGGGUCAUGAGGGGCGAAGAUGUGCUUAGCGGAGCGCCGCCGGCGAAGGCUGAGCCGGAACCUGACGUGGAUGAUGAGUUUGAGCAGCUGGAAGAGAAGGAGGUGGCGCCGCUCGUGAGGGAGAAGGCGGAGAGGCUGCCAGACGAGAUGCCGCCACCGCCGCUGCCAGUUGCUGGCGUCAAGAGGUCUCGUGACGCUAUUCUGGCUGAGCUUAAGGCUCAGAGGAAGGCUGCUGCGGAGGCGGCAGCGGCUGAAUAUGAGAAGAAGUAUCCAACAUUGGACACGGGAUUCCAGAGGGUGUCAGAGAACAUGGAUAAAACUAGGGUUGAGAUCGAUAAGAAGGGCAGGGAGGUUCUUAUAAUCACAGAUGAGCAUGGCAAGGAGAAGCGAAUGGUUCGUAAGGCAAAAGUGGCAGAGAAUGGAGAUGAAUCGGUGCCUAGCAAACCUAUGCGAACGCUGGAUCACGGUAUAAAAGUCCCAGAGAAACCGGCUGCGCCACCUGAGCCCGAAGAAGACUCGGAUGAGGACAUCUUCGAGGGUGUUGGCGCCGAUUACAACCCCCUGGCAGGACUGGACGAGGAGGACGAUUCCUCGUCAGACGAAGAAGGCGAAGCGCAACCUUCGAAGAAAGCGAAAGCUUCUUCAGCAUCUACUGAGCCGGAAGGAGUACCGGAAAUCCAGCCGGAGUCAUCAGCUUCUCUACCAUCGAACCCUUCAGCUCCAUCACUAGAUACUGCGGCAACGCCUCCACCUCCACCACGUCCUGCUCCUCGCCGCGACUACUUCGCCAGCUCUUCCACCGCAAAAGCACCAGAGCUUACAUCCGAAAAACCUGCAAUCGACCCUGCGAUCCUAGCAGCCCUUAAUAAGGUUCAAACCAUGGACCCCGAAUCCGCACUCAUCAACACAGAAGAAGAUAUGCGCCUUAAGAAGCGAGCUGCUAUGCUCGGCGGCGCUGAUCGAGAUCUGGAGGAUAUAGACAUGGGCUUCGGCUCCAGCCGAUUUGACGAUGCAGAAGAGUUGGAGGCCGACAAGCGAAUCAAAUUGUUCGAAUGGAAAGGUGCUGAAGCUGGUGAUGACGAGGAUGGCGACGGAAAGAAGGGUGAUAAGAAGAGGAAGCGCGGUCCCAAGAAGAGAAAGGGGGACAAGAAUAGUGCGACUGAUGUGCUUAAUGUUAUGAAGAUACAGAAGGAGAGCAAGACCAAGGCGCUGGGCUGAUCAGAGGGGGUUUGAAUGAUUGCGCGGAUAUCACAUACGCUACAGCGCGUUUUGGAAUGGGGAUGCAGGUGGGUUACUCUGGAAAUAGGGCUUUGCCGCAUUCAAAUCCUGGCCGUCGAGGGGAACAAGGUCUCAUAAAGGAGUA